UCGAAAUCUCGCAUUGGCUGCAGCCUGUCAUCCUGCUACUGCAAGCCACUCUUAGCGGGUGACGCAGCCUGCUGCCAAAAACCUAACGCUAGCAAAAACUCAAAGCUUUUGCGGCCCAAGAAAAACGUCCAAGUUUCCCCCGCCGCUCUCGUCUUGCAUUGCUCUGGGUUUACAGGACAUAUUACAUAUUUGGCCAUUGCUGGAUUUUCUAUACAUAUUUUUAUUGCUCCCAGCCGUGCAUAUCAGCCACCAGGCCCGACGACGCUGCACCACUCUCGAAAACUCUGUACCCCCAGCGCCGCAUCCCGUAGCAUGGCCGGAAACUAAAUUCGACGUCUGCUUGAUUACGACUUGACUAUACACGUGUGAUUGAGAAUGAAGGGCUGCGGGAUCACAGCUUCGGCAAGUCUGCUGCUGGCUCUCUUGCAGCUAGCCACCGCCUUGCCCAUCGACGAUCAGAAGCUGCUUUCUAGUCCGCCGGAAGCGCAACAGAGACGACUCAAGGGCCGCUUCCUUCACAUUACAGAUUUCCACCCCGACGAAUACUACAAACCGCAUACCACGCCCGAGACAGCCUGCCAUCGCGGCAAGGGAGAUGCUGGUGUUUAUGGCGCCGAAACAACAGAAUGCGACUCGCCAUGGACCUUGGCUGAUGCGACUUUGGAGUGGGUGGCACAGAAUGUUAGAGAUACGAUAGACUUUGUUAUUUGGACCGGCGAUAGCGCGCGCCAUGAUGGUGACGAGCAACAUCCGCGUAACACGGAACAGGUCCUUGGUGCCAACCGUCGCCUAUCGGACAAGUUUGUCGAUACCUUUUCCGACAGCAAUGGUAGAUUGACGGUGCCUAUUAUCCCGACAUUUGGAAACAACGACUUCCUGCCUCACAAUAUUAUGAACCCCGGUCCCAAUAAGUGGCUUACAGCAUAUACCGACAUUUGGCGACGAUUUAUCCCCGAGGAGCAGCGCCAUUCUUUCGAAUUUGGCGGAUGGUUCUACACCGAAGUUAUUCCCAACAAGUUGGCCGUCUUUAGCUUAAACACCAUGUUCUUCUUUGAUCGCAACGCGGCCGUCGAUGGUUGCGCAUCUCCUACCGAACCUGGCUACAAGCACAUGGAGUGGCUGCGCGUUCAGCUGCAGCUACUUCGUGAGCGCGGCAUGAAGACCAUUCUGAUGGGCCAUGUGCCACCUGCAAAAACAGACAACAAGCAAAACUGGGACGAGAGCUGCUGGCAAGUCUACACGCUGUGGCUGAAGCAAUUCCGUGACGUCGUGGUUGGCUCUCUCUACGGCCAUAUGAACAUUGACCACUUCUUGCUGUCCGACAGCAAGGAGGUUGAUAUCGAAUCUGCAGUGGAGGCGCUCGAGAAGAAAAAGGAUAAAAAGGUUUCCGCGUCUGGCAAGAAGGACUAUCUGUAUGACUUGAGAAGUCUGUGGGCUGAUCUGCCCCGCGCUGCCGGCCGCAUUGCCGAUCUAUACGACGGCAAGGCUGAUAUGGAGGAUGCCUUUGAGGAUGAUCUAGACGAGGACGAAAAUUCCGAUUCUUUCGACGACUUGGAGGAAGCCUAUGACGACGAGGACGAACGCGAGAACAACGACAUCAGCGCGUCCAAGAAGCAAAAGAAGCAAAAGAAGUUUAGAAAGAUUGGCGGCAAGUUCGCUGAGCGAUACCAGCUGUCACUCAUCAGUCCUAGUGUUGUGCCCAACUACAUGCCCACGCUGCGCAUUUUCGAAUACAACAUCACCGGUCUGGAGAACGCCCCAGUGUGGAAGGACGAUUCCAGCUUCACGGCAGAGUCCAACGAAACCAUCACAGCCGACGACCUCAACAUGGAACUCAAGCGCAGCGAAGAUCUAUCGGCGCAACGCGGCGGCGGCAAAAAAGGCAAGGGAAAGAAGGGCAAGAAGGGCAAAGGCAAGAAGCCUCACGACCCGAACCUAGUGAUUCCCGAGAAGCCCAGAAAAGGAGACCUGCCUGGCCCUGCGUACGCCCCGCAACCGCUCACAUUUACCUCGUUCCAGCAAUACUUUGUGAACCUGACGCACGUGAACAACGAGCCGACCAAGGACAAGGACAAGGACGGCGUCAAGACGCGCAAGUUCAAAUUUGAGCUAGAGUACGACACACGGGACGACAAGCACUACGGGCUUGCGGACCUGACUGUGCGUAGCUGGGUUGAGCUCGCAUACCGCAUGGGCAAGGGCUCUGCUGGAUCAAAGAUGGAGGGUGUCGAUGCGGCUGGUAAAGGCGGCGGGGGCAAGAAGGGCAAGAAGGCGACGACUAAUAAGACGUGGAUGGCGUUUGUGGACAGGGCGUUUGUAGGAACGCUGAGCAACAAUGAGCUCAAGGACUGAGAGUAGACGGGCUUGUGUUUUCUUUUAUCUCUUCACUUCUAGCGGCAUGGAACCUGGCGUCUUGGAUACACAUAGGCUACAACUCUUCUAUAUACUCUUUAUAUGACGAAAGCAUGAAAUUAACAACAUUACCAUUUUGCAUCAAGUACAUUCACAAAAUUAUGUUCUGUUCGGGAGAAGUGGGCUCAUAUCCAAGGAUUCUAUUCCUAUUAUUGACUACGAAAGGUCUAUCGUGUAUAGCAUCCACAUUAAAUCCCGGCGAGCAAGAUCAACCUGCUGGCCAUGCACAGCCCGUAGCCAUAGCCCAAUGUGUCGUCGCUGUAGCACGUACAGCAAAUGUGUGUAUUAACGUCCCCCACGAAACAAAGUCAUCAUUUUGCUCUCCCAAACAAAGAAAAACAAAACUAAUUCCCAUAAUAAAACGCCAUAUAUGAUGUGCCGAAAAGAACCAAAAAGAGAUUGCAGCACCCAGCCCGGGUACCGCACCAAACGUGAUAUAUGUACACGGCGCAGCGAGACAGAGGUUGCUCAGCGCACGUUUUUGUCGAAAUGUAUACGAUGCAAAGAAACAGUUCAGAGGGUAUAUCUCUCUAUGAUUCCGUCGCCGAAAGAGUGACGCUCGGAACAGCCAUGCGGCCCUGGCCAGACAGUCUCUUGGUCAGAGCCGGGCGGUUUGCCAGCUUAGCGUACCACGGCUUCGAAGCAUCUGAGGCGGUGCCCUGGACAAUGACCUUUGCGGAGCGUGGCGUUUUAUCAGCGUCGUCUGCAAGCACCGUCGAAGAAGAAGUAGGAGCAGGUAGUGUCGAGUACUUGUCGCCCGGGACGACGAGGUACGAGUCGGGCCCCCACGAGAUGGCGUCGUCGGCGCCCAUUUCCUCGCGGAAGACCGAGGUGCGGCCCUUGCGAAUGUUGGAGACGCGCGAGGCGGGCAUGCGCAGGCCAGCGCCCUCGCGCAGACGGUCUGAUGUGACGAGGGAGUUGAACUUGGGGCGGACGGGCGGUGCGAGCGUGGCGGCAGACAUGCUGAUGUCGUGUGACGAUUAUGUAGAGGAGGGGCUGGCAAAAAAGCAGGUCGAAUGUACAAUGCGAGAAAGAGAGGUGGGUUCGAGAGUAGAUUAAGAGGGCAAAAGACCGGCUUUCUGUAUAUUUGUGGCGUUUGGAGGAGAAUGGAAGAAAAAGAGAGUCCUCUUGUUGCGUCGUGGUGGUGGUGGU
Molecule: messenger RNA, 3564 nt
Organism: [Torrubiella] hemipterigena
Lineage: Eukaryota; Fungi; Ascomycota; Sordariomycetes; Hypocreales; Clavicipitaceae
Source: the annotation of a GenBank genome assembly